AUGGCCGGCAAUCUCGAAGCUCAAGCCGACUCUGUUCACGGCCUUCUGGAUGAUAUUCACGCGCUGAAUGAUCGGGUUGCAUGUCUCUUGGCUGAUCUGGAAGAUCUCCGGCUCCAGAACUUGUGUCUACUCAGAGACCUUGCUGCGAAGAAUGCUCUGGCCACAACUCUGUCUGCGCGCCUCCAUGUCCUUGUCAAGCAGCGCAACGCGAUCCGUGCACAACGAGUCCGUGCACAAAAGCGACUGAAGGCCGCUGUAGCUGCGAAAAAAGAAGCAGAGAAGCUAUCCCGUCGUUCUCACAACUUUCGGCUGAAACACAAAGGAAUACACACGGACCGGACCCGUUCUCUUGCCCGGAAGCUUGUUUCCAAAUGCAAAGUUCCGAUGCAUCGUGUGAAUGAUGUUGUGCAUGCAGUUGCAGAUGAGCUUGAUAUCACGGUUCUCAGGGAUAUCAGCCGCCGAACUGUUCAGCGGGCUGUUCGCGAAGGUGGAAUAGCUUCCAAAAUUCAGAUAACCAAUGCAUUGCAUGAUGCGGAUGGCAUCACUCUGAGUGGCGAUGGGACAACACAUCGCCAUGUAAACUAUGUGUCAAAAUGUGCCAUCACGACACAGUUCACACCUUCGCCAGCUCUACUGGAUCCGGACACUGAAUCACUGGAUACGCAAUCUUUGGGAACCUACACUACGCGACACUGGUUUCUUGGCAUCAGCUCUGCUGGGUCUCAUACUUCUCAGGCACAACAUGAUGGCUGGAUUAGCUCACUUGAGUCUAUGCACGCAAUUCAGAACAGUCGACCAUCUGCACAGUCUGCUCCGAAGAAGCUUGUGGUUCGGGAUCUUGCUCAGGUGCUCUUCGGUUAUGCUUGCGACCACUCUAAUGAUCAGUUUUCUCUGGUCAACCGUUGGAAAGAUUGGAAAGAAGUAAACUCCCGCUUGAGUCUCGGCGAGAGUGUAUUUCUGAACAAGUCAACGGAUAACUUCACUGCAUCAGUUAUGGAAUUACUCAAUGCCAAGAUCGCGCGUGCUGGUGGCUGGGAGGCUUGGAAAACUCUAUCGCCGAUGGAACAGGCAAAGCACGACACAGAUGUGUUCCGGGAGAUGUGUCUCUACCUUGGUACUGGUGCAUAUGAUGCUCUCUCACCGGAAGAUAGGACCGGUCUCGACUUUUUCGCUCGUGCAGGAUGCUGUAUGCAUAAGGAACUCAACACUUUUAAGGGUGGGAAUGCAGCUAUGAUGGCGAUGUGGGCAGCUCGUGGACUCGAGCCGCCGAUGAAGCUGUUGAAUGUCUUCAAUGCCGCAUCUGCUUCAACAGGUUCCGCAGCUGACCGUCAACGCGCCAUUGACUCGUCAACCUCCGGCGGUGUGAAGCUCGUACAACUCUGUGGGGCUCUGUUCAAUCACAAGGACGACAAGAAGGGAUAUCACGACACUUUUAGCUGGUGGCUCGAGGCUCGCUCUGGCUAUCGACUAGUCUUUCCGGAUACUAGCAACACUCGUUAUGGCUCCUACGGUGAUGGCGCAGGAUUCUGUUUGUGGAAACGGCACGCAAUCUCGACGGUACUUGAUGAGCUGCGGGACACCAAGGGCAGCCGUACAUUCACGAACCUGGAGAAGAAUGUUUACUACGCACUUCAGGAUGUUCCGACACUGACUGAACUCGCUGUUGAGGCUUUGUACUAUCAAGGUAUAUCUGUGCCUUACAUGCAACAUGUUCGCGGAGCUGCUACUCGAGACGGCGCAUAUAUGAAGUCACCUCGACUUGGGCCCGUUCCACGACGAAGUCAUCGCACAUAUCCGCAAGAUCAUUGCUGA
Messenger RNA from Punctularia strigosozonata HHB-11173 SS5, 1812 nucleotides. RefSeq lists its product as uncharacterized. The transcript has 3 exons. Lineage: Eukaryota; Fungi; Basidiomycota; Agaricomycetes; Corticiales; Punctulariaceae. The coding region runs from base 1 to 1812 and encodes 603 amino acids. The record is from RefSeq and is a predicted model, not a curated record.